This is a messenger RNA of Seriola dumerili (greater amberjack), 4746 nucleotides long. Its product is annotated as glypican-5-like. Lineage: Eukaryota; Metazoa; Chordata; Actinopteri; Carangiformes; Carangidae. Gene Ontology annotation, biological process: regulation of protein localization to membrane; cell migration; positive regulation of canonical Wnt signaling pathway. Bases 61 to 1968 code for a protein of 635 amino acids. Gene Ontology annotation, cellular component: extracellular region; cell surface; plasma membrane. The transcript is spliced from 11 exons. The record is from RefSeq and is a predicted model, not a curated record.
GGACUCUCUGGGAUUCAUAUUAAACAUCCAGACUCUCUAUCUUCUGACUGAGAUGUUGCGAUGUUCCGUGCAGCCUUACAAAACGUGGACUUGUUUUGGUUGAUUUUGCUGUAUUUUGUUUUCCUACCGGGGACCGGCUGUAGAUCAGCCGAUGCAGACAGCUGUCAUGAGGUGAAGACAGCCUACAUGAUGCGCCAAAUAGGCCCGGUGGAACUGGUGCCAGACACACCGGGAACAGAUGAGGCUCUCCGAGUGUGUGUCCACCCUGGGCCCACUUGCUGUACGAGUAAGAUGGAGGACAGCUACAUGGCGGCUGUUCGCAGUGAGACGCAGCAAAAGAUGCAAUCUUACAGCUUCGAACUCAAGUACCUGAUCGCAGGACACACCAGGGCCUACCAAGAGACCUUCGAGUCGCUCGUGUCCUUCACAUACAACCUGACCAGCUCUCUGUUCGACAGCGCCUACUCCGCUGUGGCCACCGACUGUCGCCCCCUUGUGCUUCAGCUGUUCGGCGACAUCAAACGCCACCUCUCUGGAGACUCUAAUUCCUCACUAGACAACACUGUGCGCCGAUUCUACAAUGAUCUCUUCCCUUUGGUUUACCGUCGUCUGCUCAACCCUGGGAUUGGCCACAUGUCACUCCAGACCUAUCCCUCCACCUCCACCACUCACGACGACUGUCUGAGGUUGACGCGGCAGGAUGUCAGCCCCUUUGGACCCCACCCUCGCCUCCUGGUCAGCAGCCUGUCCCGUGCGCUCAGGGCAGGCCGAGCGUUGAGCAGACUGCUCAGACUGGCUGGAGAGGUUGUGAAUGCGACCGAGAAGGCGACGUUAUCCAGAGAGUGUGGGCGAGGGUUAGUGAGGAUGCAGUACUGUUCCCACUGCAGAGGGCUGACACUUAUACGGCCCUGUACCGGACUAUGUGUUAACAUCAUGAGAGGAUGUCUGGUGGGUGUAUCAGAGCUUGGCGCCCCCUGGGGGAGUCUGGUGGUAUUGCUCCAACGGUUAGCCGUCACUUUAGCGACUAGCAGCAACCACAACAGCUUGGAGUUAGCUCUGCUAGCGGUCCGAAACCAUGUGAAUGAUGCCAUACUGCACGCUCAGCUGCAUGGGCCACGCAUUACAGCCACAGUAGAGAAGGUGUGCGGUCCGCAGGCAGCUGGUCCCAUGAUGACGAAUGCAAAACCCUCCACCUACCAUAUUACAACCUCAGUGACUUCUGCUGCAUUACUAACCUCAGAGAGGUCAUCUGUCACCUCACCUCCCUCAGUGGGUCCUGUUGCUUAUCAGCGUCUGCAGCUGCAGUCCCGCAGGUUGUUCCCUCUUAAAGGUUCCAGAGGUGACAAGAGUCGAAGCCUGAAAAAACUGUCUAGGGAGUUUGAGGGCUCUAUACAGCGGUACCAGUGGUUUUUCUCAGAGCUGCCAGAGAUGCUUUGUGAGAGUGAGAUGGAGGUUGAGCAGCACACAUGCUGGAGUGGCCAAGACGUUGCAGAGAGUUAUGCAGGUCGUGUGGUUGGCAGCACUUUAAAAGCCCAGAGGGAGAACCCAGAGAUGACCGUCCGUAAUACAGAUCCUGUCCUGAAGGGGGCGAAACAGAAACUGGAGCAGAUAACACAGGAGCUGUUAGUGGAGCUCGGCUGGGCGAGCAAAGCCAGGGGAAGGGUGGAGGAAGAGGAGGGAGGGAGCGCACAGACGGACAGAGGCAGUGGAAAUGACUGUGAUGAUGAAGAUGGCUGUGAAGCAUCUGGCGAGGAGAACGGUGAUGAGACAGCUGACUCAUCCAGCGGUCGAAGUCCAGAGAUGAAGAACGUGGCUCCUCCUCCUCCUCGUCGCCCCAUUCCCCCUCAUCACCUCUCACCUCCACAGGUGGCAGUUCGAGGAUCAGCCCACACGAUGACUGUUGAACCUUUACCUUUGACCCUGGUGACCCUGCUGCUUCUACUGCUGUCCACAUGGGAACCACGCUGACCAUCGUGACACAGAUCCUGAGACGGACAGAGACAGAAGAGACUGAGAGACAACCACAAACUGUAUGUCUUGUUGUGGUGUUUGGUAUUUGGAGUUUCUGUAAGCACAGCUGAACCACUCUGAUUGUUUUUGUUUUGGGUGGCGUGGCUGGUGUGACAGGCUGUGGAUUUAUCACAGCUGCAGGUGCACAGUAUGCAUUUUUAUAUUACCUGUACUGACCUCUACAUGUGUUUUGUUUUUUUAUUUAACUUCAAUAGGAUAGAUUGCACAGCACUACUGACUUUUUUUUUGAAGAGAGAUGUAAAUACAAAUAUAUAUAUAUUAUAUAUUUAUAUGAAAAGUUUCUAUAGAUAACAAUGGCUUGAUGUGUAAAUAGAGAUUAAUAUAGAACAGAGCAGAUUGACUUGGAAAUUAAGAGAUGUUUGGUUUGCUUUGACUUUUACAUUAUGUGUACCCCACAGAGAUUAAGAUCCGUGGCAGCUAUGAGCCACGCUGUAGGCCUUCACUUUUUAUAUUUACUCAUAUCCUUAUAUUUUGUGAGAACUUAUUAAUGUUAAAGAAAACUCAGCAUGAAGAGCAAAACAUAGGCUGGAAAAAGGACAUUAAGGCACUUUCUCGAUAGGCAAAACAGCCAAUUAUGUGAUACUUCAGCCCAUUCACAGAUGGUCAUGCUGCAUAAUGAAAAUUUCUGCAGUUUGGCCUGGAAGUCUGUGCAGACUGAAGCCCUUGUGGCACUUUUUUUUUUUCUUAACACAAACAUGGUCUUUUGUUCGUGCAAGCUGGGUGAUUUCUUUUUCAUUUCUGCAGUAAGUGUUCAGAAGAAUUUAAAUUUCCCUCAACAGAGAGUGUGUCCCCUGGAAGUUUGUCAUUUCUAGGUGUGUAAUACCUUUCAUAGUCUUGGUAGUUGUGGGGAAAAAUGAUUGAGGACUGUUUUCUUCUGAAGAUGGACAGUGGACAGAGUCAUAAAAGCACUACAGAGAAGGAUAUAACUCUUUCACUUCAACUUCAAUUCCACUUGCAAGCUGCCACAGCCGUCCUUGACAGGAAGCUCUGUUAAAAUCAGAAUAUCCCAAACAAUAAGAAGCACCCAGUACAAGAAAAGACUAAAUAUGGCCGUCAUUUAAGAAACAGAAAUAAUCAUCUGCCUGAACAAUGAAUAAUUUGACAUUUCAUUGUCAUUCAUUGCAAACACUGAACUGUCACAGUGAUUUCAAAGAGUGGCUGGUCUCCAAAUGUAUUAAUUAAAACUGCAGUGAGAGAAUAUAUUAGACAUCCAACAAAAUGCAGUGAAUGCUUUUUGUAGGUCUGAUACGUGUGUCAUCACUUUGUCUAUGCAUCCAGGGAAGAUGAGACACAGGGUAUCAAGAGAGUGAUCAGUGCAGAGCUGAGCCCAGAUCCAAACAUGUGAAUUAAAUGUAAUUCAUAUUAAUUAGGAUUAUCAAGUCCUCCCGGGUCUCUGAGUCUCUAACCCCCCAAACUGCUCACAACAGCAGGACUGACAACCUGAAUACUGAUCAAAUGCAUUCAAAACAGAGCAAACGAACCAACCGAAGGAACGCCGUGUGCAUUUCUGUCAGUGGGUGACUGACUUUCUUCUCAGACAUAUCACACUGUGUUGCUUGUAUUAACUAGCUCAGAUAGAUGUGAGAAAGUCAUUUCUGUCCUUGAUUUUGUGCUGCAAAACAGCAGAACUCUCAUGCAUGUAUCGUACUGACACUCACCUGAGACCGUUUAUUUGUGAAGGAAUGUGACUGACAGAUGAGACAGCUUAAGGAAUACUGUUAAGAGUUUGUGCGAGUUAUCUAGGCAGCGAGCCCAGACACCACGUUAGCUAGCGGGAUGCUUUCACAACAUAAUGUGCCAAACAAAUGUGUUAUUAUUUGAUUAGAGUUUAAACGUUGUACCCAAAUGAGAUGAGAUUUUGGACUCAAGCCAACCCUUCCAUCUUUCACAGCCCUUCUCUAGGCAACCUUGUACAUAAACAAACCACCACCAUGCACAAAUGCACAUACAGAGACCUUAAAGGGGAUAAGUGCAUAUUUACAGUGUGUGGAUGUACACAGUUUUAUUGUUUCUCAGCCUGUGAUAAGACCAGUGUGGGCUAUUGACAGUGAUUUUGAAAUGUAAAAGAUAUAUUUUCAUAUAUUUUAUAUGCUUAUAAACUUUGUAACACAUAAAAUAAUUUAGAGCUCUCUUGGGUAACAGUUCAAAUUAAAUCAUCUGGAAAGUGAAGAUAAAACUGAUAAUUCAAUGUUACAGUUUGUCAUUCUGUGGAUGCUCACCUUCUCUUAGGAGUCACAAACUGUUAUCUAUGGAUCGCAGCUUGAAAUGUCAAGAAAGCUUUGUAGUAAAAGGUGUGUGAAUCUCUAAGCAGACGUGAGGCUGAAGGAUGUUUUCAUAUCAAAGUGUUAAGUGGCACAGAAAUUAUGUUCUCUUGUUCCUCUAGUGCUGUGCUGCCAUGACGGUUGUCCAUGUGUGUUUAGGCACGCUGGUGUGCCAGGGAGUGAGCUGUAGGUGUCAUUGUUAAAUAAAACCAAUAAAUGUACUUUAUCCAAGUUUAACAGCUCUCUUAGUUCAGUAUUACUAAUGUUUUGUUGUAGCGGUAUGCAGAGCCACCAGGAUGCAUGAAGCAACCAGUCAGCAGCUACGGUUUCUCUCACGACACUCUGAAAACCACUGAGCUAAUGUAAACUAAAACCAGUGACUCUGAUGUAAAGCGUAAAUAAACCGACUGUAAUACACUGUGUCCUGCUACUCUGCUGUGUCAAUAAUCAUCAG